This is a messenger RNA of Drosophila busckii, 1239 nucleotides long. RefSeq names its product cAMP-dependent protein kinase catalytic subunit 2. The coding region runs from base 63 to 1178 and encodes 371 amino acids. The record is from RefSeq and is a predicted model, not a curated record. Gene Ontology annotation, biological process: peptidyl-serine phosphorylation. The transcript is spliced from 4 exons. Gene Ontology annotation, molecular function: ATP binding; cAMP-dependent protein kinase activity. Lineage: Eukaryota; Metazoa; Arthropoda; Insecta; Diptera; Drosophilidae. Gene Ontology annotation, cellular component: nucleus; cAMP-dependent protein kinase complex.
GUGUCAUGUGUAUGUAUUUAUUUGGAACCGGCAUCGAAAUUAGCUAGCCAAAAUUUAUAUUAAUGCUGAAUAUUUACAAAGUACCUUUCAUAACUUGUUUGGUAAUGGGUCGACAAUCACAAGUAGAACAGCAAUAUUUUAGCCCCAAGGUUGAGUACGUUCUAAUCCUUGAUAAGCUUAGAGAUGAGUUCAAUAAGAAAUACGCGAAGAAUGUACCAUCGCCAUCAACUGGUCUCGACAAUUAUGUGGUCAAGAUAACGCUCGGUGCGGGCUCGUUCGGCAAGGUGCAGUUGGUUAUGGAUAAGGAAACGAAAAUCUAUUAUGCUUCCAAGCAGCUGAGCAAGGAUCAAAUACUGAAGACCAAGCAAGUCGGGCAUCUGAUGAGUGAAAAGCGAGUGCUUACCGCUAUGCAUUUUCCAUUCACCCUAAAUCUGAUUGCUUCAUUUAAGGAUUUCGAUAGUUUGUAUCUGAUACUACCAUUUUGUGCGGGCGGCGAGCUCUUCACCUAUCAUCGCAAAAUGCGCAAGUUUAGUGAAAAGCAAGCUCGUUUCUAUGCGGCGCAAGUAUUCUUGGCUUUGGAGUAUUUGCAUCAUUGUAGUUUGCUUUAUCGUGAUCUGAAGCCAGAGAAUAUAUGUAUUGAUCGUACUGGCUACCUAAAGGUUACAGAUUUUGGUUUUGCAAAAAAAGUGGAAACUCGCACAAUGACGCUUUGCGGUACGCCGGAGUAUUUACCGCCGGAGAUAAUACAGUCGAAGCCGUACGGCACUAGCGUGGACUGGUGGGCGUUUGGUGUGCUUAUUUUUGAGCUAGUUAACGGUAAUUCGCCCUUUGCGGCGCACAAUCGUGACGUCAUGGUGAUGUACAAUAAAAUAUGUGAGGCAGAAUAUAAAAUGCCCAGUUCGUUUAGCUCAUCCUUGCGACAUCUUAUCGAUCAUCUACUGCAGGUGGACCUAUCCAAGCGCUAUGGCAAUUUAAUUGGCGGCAAUCGGGAUAUCAAGGAGCAUGAGUGGUUCAAGGAAAUUGAUUGGAUACCUAUUCUAAAUCAAACAAUUCAAGCACCUUAUGUCCCAAGCCUUGUGGGUCCUGACGACACCUCGCACUUUGAUAAGCAUACGGAGGGUAAACCGAAGCCAAAGGCCAAAACCAUGCGACAUGAAGAAGCCUUUGCUGAUUUUUAGCCUCUUGUAUGCAUUUCCUUGUACUUAGAUUGCAAUGCGAUAAGUUCUUUUUUUGGUAUUU